AUCGAUUGUCCACCGGCUGUUCAUCGAUAAGCGUAAAACGCAUGUCGUAAUCGUAUUUUGUUAUAAUUACUGAAUUAAUCAAUUAAAACUUUAUUAAAAUGGCUCAGAGUAGGCUUGAAAAGAUUGGCACCAUCUUCACCAGAGUUCAGGGUCUGUUGCGCGGUGGGGCCAUGAAAACUGAAGAUAAACCCAUUUGGUAUGAUGUUUACGCCGCCUUUCCACCGAAACUAGAACCACGAUUCGACAGACCUGCUCCCGAGAUUCCCAUUCGCAAAAUAUUUUAUGCCGAGGAUGUGGUGCGAGCGAAACUCCACAAGCAGAACAAGCCCCAGGAAACGAUAUCCCUGUUUGACCACAAGCGCAGCACGCAGUCGCAGCAAUUUGUGCAAAUCUACCAGGAUCUGAAGGCCCAGGGAGCACUUGAUGAACAGAGGAUCUACGAGACUGCUCUGGAUCUCCUGGCCGAGCAGCGUCAACAAUCCCGACUAGAGUCCACUACAUCUGAGGAAUCACUUCCCGAUCUGGAUCCCGAAUCCAAGAGCCAACUUUUGAGCGACUUUAAGGAAGCAGUUGGCACCCAACAGACGAAGUCUGCAACUUCACCAGGUCCUCCCAAGGCGAAAAAAGAUGCCGGCGUGGGAAUCAACAUAGACAGUUUGUUCAAGGAUUAGACGGAGGAUCUUUUAUAAACUAAAAAUAAAUUGUUAUAAAUCAAA
Messenger RNA from Drosophila ficusphila, 716 nucleotides. It is a transcript of the gene mRpS23, whose product is annotated as probable 28S ribosomal protein S23, mitochondrial. Gene Ontology annotation, biological process: translation. The coding region runs from base 99 to 671 and encodes 190 amino acids. NCBI's taxonomy places the organism in Eukaryota, Metazoa, Arthropoda, Insecta, Diptera, Drosophilidae. The record is from RefSeq and is a predicted model, not a curated record. The transcript has 3 exons. Gene Ontology annotation, molecular function: structural constituent of ribosome. Gene Ontology annotation, cellular component: ribosome; mitochondrion.